UGCAGUGUUGUCGGUGGGAGGAGGCUCUCACUCUCUUUCCGGGUGUGGAUUGAACUGAAGCCUGUGUAGCCUGCACCAAUGGCGCUGAUGGCGCAGCUCUGCAGGCGGGGCAGGGCUCUCUCCAGGGUCUGGAACCGCAAGGCUUUCCGCGACACCCCUUUCUGCUUCGGCUCCGGGCAGCAGCUCAGUCUCCGGAACUUGGCGGCAGCAAACGCGGCGUUCACUAAAGAUCUUUGUCCGAUAUGGACGUCUACAAAAUUCUCCAUUCACAAUCUGCACUGCUUCAGCACAAUGCCUCCAUCCCCAUCUGAAAAGAAACCAAGUAGUGGAACGACAAAGAGUGGGCCUGUAACGUGGAAGUCUCUAGCAAUCACUUUUACUGUCGGAGGAGUGCUGUUGGCUGUCAUGAAAUACUUUAAGAAAGAAAAAGAAGAAAAGCUUGAAAAGGAGCGAACUCGCAGUAUUGGAAAGGCAGCACUUGGAGGACCCUUUACACUCAUCGAUCAUACGGGACAGCUCAAGACGAACAAAGACUACCUUGGACAGUGGGUUUUAAUUUAUUUUGGGUUCACACACUGUCCAGACAUCUGUCCUGAGGAACUGGAGAAAAUGGUCGCUGUUGUGGAUGAAAUAGGUAAAUGUUUCAGCAAAGGUGGCAGCACACAUUGAUCAAAAAUAUAGACC
Molecule: messenger RNA, 684 nt
Organism: Rhincodon typus (whale shark)
Lineage: Eukaryota; Metazoa; Chordata; Chondrichthyes; Orectolobiformes; Rhincodontidae
Product: protein SCO1 homolog, mitochondrial
Exons: 4
Coding region: 79-669 (196 amino acids)
Biological process (GO): mitochondrial respiratory chain complex IV assembly
Source: RefSeq, a predicted model, not a curated record